Drosophila rhopaloa is the source of this 1837-nucleotide messenger RNA. RefSeq names its product transcription factor grauzone. Bases 60 to 1832 code for a protein of 590 amino acids. Lineage: Eukaryota; Metazoa; Arthropoda; Insecta; Diptera; Drosophilidae. Gene Ontology annotation, biological process: regulation of transcription by RNA polymerase II. The record is from RefSeq and is a predicted model, not a curated record. The transcript has 4 exons. Gene Ontology annotation, cellular component: chromosome; nucleus. Gene Ontology annotation, molecular function: chromatin insulator sequence binding; zinc ion binding.
CAAAAAAGUCAACAAACAAAACAUUUUUGCUUUAAAAGUUUUAAUGUUUUGAUUUAAGCAUGAUUUGCCGUUUGUGCCUGAACAACGCCAACGAUUCGGAUACUAUACGGAUUUUCGAAGACGAUGGACUUUCCCUAAAUGUGGCUAAUGUGCUGGCCAAAUACUUUUGGUUUGAGCCUAAAAGCGAUGAUCCUAUAUCCACGGUGAUUUGUUUGACCUGCUGGAAUCAGGUGAACGAUUUCCACCAGUUCUAUGGUGAGGUGGAAAGAGCACAUCGUUUGCUUACGGAAAGGUUUUCGCUGAAAUCUGGCCAGGAUCAGGGAAAAGUAGAGCCGGGUGAGGACUUUAAUCUUCCGGAGGAUGAGCAAGAUGAGGAUCAGGAGGUGGGCUUACCCGCCAGCGAUUACGAAAGUGGUUCCUUCAACAACGAGCAGUUUCUCAGCGAUGUCAUCGCACAGCAGGAGGAGCAAGAGAAAUCCAAGCCUCUAGAAGAGGACUUAAUUAAGGAGGCAUCGGAACCAGUGCCGGACCUAGAGAACCUCCGAGAUCCCGUACCCACCAUACCCAGAGAGGAACGGAGAGAGACACGAUCCACCACCAAGAGUAAAUCGCAUCAGGCAAUAAGUCCUGCUCCUCCGCCACCACCAGAAAAAACUAAACCUCCUGCGACAAAAUCCAGAGCCAAGAAAAACGCCUGCAAGCCAGAAGCAACCUUGAAAAAAACCAAACGCUAUGCGGACUACAAACAGAGCAUGUUGGAAAUCGAUGCCAAGAUCUCUGCCCAUAUGCGACUCACCUGCGAUGUGUGCCACGAGGGUCAGGAAACAUAUUUGCUCCUCUGCAAGCACAUGAUGCAGGAGCACCAUCGCAAGGGGUAUGUCAUCUGCUGCAACAAGAAGUUCUACAAGCGCUCCUUCCUCACCGAUCACAUCGAUCGUCAUGCCGAUCCCGAGAAGUUUAAAUGCACUCAUUGCGACAAGCAUUUCGCAGACAAGCAGUGUCUGAGAAACCAUGAGCUGUUGAAGCAUCAUCCGGAGGAGGAGAAGACCUUUAUGUGCGAGCAGUGUCCCAAGAGAUACACCAAGCAGUAUUUAUUGGAUCAGCACCGCGUUAUUCACAAGGAGCGUAAUGUGGUGUGCGAUCUCUGCGAGAGGAGGUUUCCCAACCAAUCCUUGCUCUGCACGCACGUCAAGAUGGCCCAUGGCAACUACGGCACUAUGUGCGACAUCUGCGCCCAGGUCAUUCGUGGUCGAGCGGCCUUUCAGCGCCAUCAGUUGGAGCAUGCUGGAGUCACCGAACCCAAGGUGCAGUGUGAUAUCUGUGGAUCCUGGCACAAGAACAAACACAGCCUCAAGAAGCAUGUGCGACGACACAAUGGCACCGCAGCCACCUGCGACCUUUGUGGAAAGGUAUCGCCCAACCGCAGCGCCAUGCUCAGUCACCAGCGGUACGUGCAUCUCACGGAUAGGAAGCACGAGUGCAGCGUGUGCGGAAAAGGCUUCAAGAAGGCCAUUACGCUGAGGGAACAUAUGACCACGCACACGGGCGAGGUUCUCUACAAAUGUCCCCACUGCCCAAAGACUUUCAACUCGAAUGCAAAUCAGCACACACACCGCAAGAAGUGUCAUCCCAAGGAGUUCGAGGAGGCGCGAAAGGCACGCUCCGAGAAACGAAAAGCCAUUAAUGAGGAAGCGCCCAGCAUUCUGACCAUCUCAACGGGCGAGGAUGGAGGUGAAACCACACACAGCAUUAUCUUGGCGAACAGCGACGUGGAUCUCAAGGCCGACACCAUCGAGUUCACCCUGUGUCUUAGUCCCGAUACCACAGAUUGAAAAAC